AUGAACGAAUGGAUGUCUGCAUCUGAAGAAGAAGAGUGGGAAAUUGGUGGACGGGAUCUACUUGACAAGAAAGAUACACGUAAAGGAAGGAGCUCAUCGGAUACAAGCAUUGAAGAUGAACUCAUUGAACUAAGUGAUGGAGAAGAAAAACCAACUUCAUUCACGUCGCUCCUAUCGACAAAAUCAAAUCGUUUCUUAACCCGUUCUAUCUCGACUCCAGCUACAAUGAUCAAUUCUGACUCGGUCCUAUUAUCGACACUUUGUCUCCUUGCAAACAUGACACCGCAGACCACCGAGUGUCGUCUAGUAGGCUUCCUUAUGGCUGUUAUCAUGGAUAUUAUGUGCAUACUCAUGCUAACAAGGGAGGUAAACAGUGUAUUGGAUGCGUCGUACACUUCUCAACGCUUUGAAACUGACGAUGCGCUCGAUGAAGAUGAAGAUAAUGACGAAUGGGAUUUUAUGGACGAUGACAUUGUGUUUAAACUCUUUGAGCAGCAAAAUGACUGGAAAAUCGAAGCAGGAAACCAUUGUAUUGAUAUUGUAUCAGUAGAAUACAUGAAUGACAAUUAUUGUGAUUGUAAUGAUGGAAGUGAUGAGCCGAAUACGUCGGCAUGUUCGUCCGUACUGCUGCCGAGCUUGGAAAAGUCCCCAUUUGGUAGAAAAUUUAAAUGUAAAGCUGAUGAUAAAUUGGUGUCAGUAGGAUUUAUAGACGACGGAGUGUGUGAUUGCUGCGAUGGUAGUGAUGAAGCUAGGGGACUGUGUGCUGACACUUGCGAGACGGAAUGGCAGAAGCGAUUGAAGACUCUUCAAGAGAGACUGGAGGUGGUGCAAUAUGGACAGAAAACACGCAACACGUAUGUGAUGGACGCUGUAGCUACAUUGGAUUAG
Peronospora belbahrii is the source of this 888-nucleotide messenger RNA. NCBI's taxonomy places the organism in Eukaryota, Oomycota, Peronosporomycetes, Peronosporales, Peronosporaceae. The record is from the annotation of a GenBank genome assembly.